Messenger RNA from Salmo salar (Atlantic salmon), 2657 nucleotides. The record is from RefSeq and is a predicted model, not a curated record. NCBI's taxonomy places the organism in Eukaryota, Metazoa, Chordata, Actinopteri, Salmoniformes, Salmonidae.
CUCUCGACCUUCGCCUCUCUCCCGUCCGUACGGGAGUUGCAGCGAUGAGACAAGACUGUAACUACCAACUGGAUAUCACAACAUUUUACCAAAGGGGUACAAGUUAAAAAUAAAAAAUAAAUGUUGAAAAAAAGAGAUCAAUAUUGUCCAAUUCCAUAUUCAAAUGAGUAUGCUACUAAGCAGGAUCAAUAAGUUAUCCAGCUGACUUUAAUAAACAACCAGCAGUUACUUUUGAAUUUCUGAUUUAUAAAAAAAAAAAUACUAAACUUAGAUAUGCGUUUUAGGUUGUUUUGGUUAUUCAAUUAGAGACCAUGGAAAUUUCAAGUUUAUUUUGAAAAAUAUAUUAAAACAUAUCCCCCAUAAUAAUUAGGCAAGUUAGCUAAUUAUCUCAUUGAUCUUGCUUUGUUGAAUCCCUUUCAGGUCUAAAUCUGCAUAGAGGAAAGUAUUACCAAUUCAGAACAAAUUCUUAUUUACAAUUACUGCUGGCUAACUCAUUGAUUCUGCAUUGUUGUACCCCUCAGGUCUAAAUAUGUCUAGUGGAAAGCAUAUCUGUAAGAAGUAAAAAGAACACAUGUCAUCUGGUUGUUUUGAAAUGACUUCUUAUGACAUUAUUUGCCAGAAUAAACAAUGUAGUGAAUAUUUUCCUAAACUGCGUUACUCACUCCAGUCAGCAGAGGGCGAUGGGUGAAUUUCAAGUGAUGCUUCUUGCGUGACGUAUAAUCUAGUGGACCGGGCGCUUACUUUUCAAAAAACAACAACAUGGCUACUGAUUCAACCAACUCCGUAGCUCACCAGCAAACAUAAAACCAAAACAUUGGAGCUCUUUGGACCAUUAUAUACGUAUUAACCUCAGCGUUUUAAACACACUGUCUGCGUAUAAAGUUGAUUCAUUUCAUAUUGACGUUGUUAGUCAGCUCUGGUUAAGAUAGCCGAGCACAAUAGGCUAAUCGCAGUUCUGCCCCUGAGCAAGACAGUUAACCCACUGUUCCCUGGGCGCAGAAGACGUGGAUGUCGAUUUAAUGCGGAAGACACAUUUCAGUUGAAGUCAUUCAGUUGUACAACUGACUAGGUAUCCCCCGUUCCCUUUCCCUAAUGCUUAUUAGCUAGCUAGGUAACAUCCCAGACCAUGAGCUCAAUAAGCUACUUCCCCCCUGCUAAAGAAGAGGUCUGCUGGUCUGAGAAAGAAGCUCUGGGACUGAACAUUGUCGUGAAAGAGGAAGAGGAGGAUAUCACAGUGAAGGAGGAGGAAGAAGCUUUCAGGGUGAAAGAGGAAGAGGAUGUUUCAGUGAAAGAAGAGGAGGAGAAUGCUAUCACAUUGAAUGAAGAGGAGGAGAAAGCUAUCACAUUGAAAGAAGAGGAGAAAGCUAUCACAUUGAAUGAAGAGGAGAAAGCUAUCACAUUGAAUGAAGAGGAGGAGAAAGCUAUCACAUUGAAAGAAGAGGAGAAAGCUAUCACAUUGAAUGAAGAGGAGGAGAAAGCUAUCACAUUGAAUGAAGAGGAGGAGAAAGCUAUCACAUUGAAAGAAGAGGGGAAAGCUAUCACAUUGAAAGAAGUGGAGAAAGCUAUCACAUUGAAUGAAGAAGAUGAUGUUACAGUGAAAGAAGAGGAAGAAGCUUUCAGGGUGGAAGAGGAUGUUUCAGUGAAAGAGGAGGAGGAAGAAGAAGCUUUGAGAGUGGAAGAGGAGGAGGAGACUGGAGAUUUGAUGAACACCAGAGAGAGUCUAGACUUUCAUUCUGACAGCGGGAAGAGUCCUUCAGGGGAGCCAGACCCAGAGACGUCUAAACCAGCAAGACGACACCACUGCUUCCAGUGUGGAAAGAGUUUUUCUAGGUUAGGAAGCCUGAAAUCACACGAAAGAAUACACACAGGAGAGAAGCCUUACCACUGCUCUCAAUGUGGAAAUAGAUUUACCUCUUUAGGGACCCUGAAAGACCAUGUAAGAAAACAUACAGGAGAGAAGCCCUACCAAUGCUCCCAUUGUGAAAAGAGUUUCCCCCGGUUAUGGGACCUGAAAUCACAUGAGAGGACACACACAGGAGAGAAGCCUUACCCCUGCUCCCAGUGUGGAAAGAGUUUUUCCACAUCAGGGUCCCUGAAAAACCAUGAGCUAACACAUUCCGAAAAAAAGAAUUUCCGCUGUUCAAAUUGUGAAAAGAGUUUUGGGAAUUUACAGUACCUGAAAAGGCAUGAGAAAAGACAUACACGGGAGAAGAAUUUUCACUGCUCCCACUGUGGAGUUAAAUUUACCUUGUUUCAGCAACUGAAAAAGCAUGAAAGAAUCCACAGCGGAGAGAAACGUUAUGAAUGCUCCCAGUGUGGAAAGAUAUUUACCCAGUUAAGGCACCUGAAAGAUCAUGAGGUAACACACACAGGGGAUAAGCCUUACCACUGCUCACAGUGUGGAAAGGAAUAUAACACAUCAAAUGGACUUAAAGUUCAUGAGAGAACACACAUACUGCUCCCACACUUGUCUCAUAUUUUUGACUAAGAAAUUGUGCUUUUGUUUAUGCCACGUGAAAUCAAAUUGUAUAAAGCGCGUUCCAAAAUACAUUUUUUAUUUAAACACAUGAACUGAAUAUGGAGUAUGUCAGCUUGAAAGUAGAGUUUGUAUGUUUGAAUUUCAUAUGCUCUGUGAUUAAAUUAUCAUUUUCAAGCUC